GCGAUCAAAGAACUAGCUAUGGCAUACGAACAGGAAAAAGAUUUCCACCACCCCUACACUCCCUAUCCGAUCCAAGUCGAGUUCAUGAAUGCCGUCUACACGACUAUUGAGGAUGGAUGUAUUGGCAUUUUCGAAUCGCCAACUGGUAGAACUUUUCGCUCCCCUGUAUAGAAUCAGCACCCACUAACGAAAUCCACUGUAGGCACUGUAAGCACACUCGCCGAAACAGAGAACAUAAUAUAUGGAUUCAGUGUUAAUUGAUGGUAGGGUAAAUCGCUGAGUUUGAUAUGCAGCGCCCUGACCUGGCUCCGCGAACAUAAGUCAAAAUCGUUAGAAUCGCAAUUGAAGGAAGAUGAAAAAGGUAAAACACCGCGUGAGGGAUUCAGUAGGUUUUGUUUGCGGUAGUGUAUAUGUGUGUGAGCUGAUUUCUGUGGUGGGAACGAAAAGACGACGGAGCACCCGACUGGGUGAAGCAAUUUGCAAGGGAUGAGAAGAAGCAGAAGCUACUGCAGGAGAAGGCUGACAUGGAAGCUCGGCUUGCGAGAAUUCGGGAGAAGGAGAAAAGGGAGAAGCAGUUGGCGAACAGGUGCUCAGAUCCGAAGACAAAACGACGGGUAUAUCAUUUUUGCCUAGUUUAUCAGUACACUGUUGUAUGGCUAACUGGUUGAUAGAAAGGCGAAGUAGCAGUUGAGGUUGAUGGGGAUGACGAUGAAGCCCAGUUUUAUCUAGAGGAUUAUGAGAGUGGGGACGAAGAUGGUGGUGCUAAAGGUUCUUCUGGAGGCGAUACACUCUCCCCAACGGUUGUUGCUUUGAUGAAGAAGUGCGUUCGAUUUGACUGAUGAGUGAUCACUCGUUUUUCCGAAGAACUAACAACACAUAGAUUAGGCUUACCAACAGGAAAGGAGACAAAAGACGAAGAAUCAGAGCUCCCGGAUGAAACCAAGGCACGGUUUCUCACCCUAUAUACAUAAGCAUUGAGUAAUAACUGUUUUCUAGAUCUUUUACUGCUCCAGAACCCAUUCUCAGCUGACCCAGUUCAUCAAUGAGCUCCGCCGCGUCAAGAUUCCUCCGCCCUUUCCUGAUGAGGGGGAUUCAGGUUUGGAGGAAGAAGUGAAACAUCUAUCGCUCGGCUCGAGGAAAAAUCUCUGCAUAAAUCCCAAAGUUACAAAGCUCGGGAACCCGACCGCCAUCAACGAGAGAUGCUUGGAGCUGCAACGGUCAGGUACAAUGCAUAGAAUUCUGGGCAUAGGUGCCACAAAGCACAGCCGCUAACCCUAAGUCUGGUACGAAAGGAGCUUCUGAAUCACGGUGCGAGUUCCUCCCGGGAAAGGAGGACCAGGUAGUUGUGCGCGAUUUCAGGGAUCAUACACUCGCAAAGAUCCGUGACAUCGAAGAUUUGGCAUCCCUGGGAAAAAAGAUGGGCGUUUGUCCAUACUACGCAUCGAGGCCCACAAUAAAGCCUAGCGAGGCAAGUCUCCUUUCUUCGCCCCUUCUAAUAUUCUAACAAGCUUCUGGGAUUGUAGAUAGUCACCUUGCCAUACCCACUCUUGCUUCAGAAAUCGGCUCGCGACGCGCUUGAUCUUUCUCUGAAGGGUCACGUAGUUAUCAUAGAUGAAGCACAUAAUUUGAUGAACGCAAUAUCGUCAAUCUACUCUAUCACGGUUUCACUAUCUCAGCUGCAGCGUUCCCAAGCCCAACUCGAUAUCUAUUUAGCAAAGUUCAAAAACAGACUAAAGGGUAAAAACAAAGUCUACGUUAUGCAAACCGUGCGAAUAAUAGCUUCACUCGCAUCAUACUUGGAAGGAAUAUCCAAGAAGUCCAAAGAAGGAGUCAUCUCCCCGGGCGACCUAGCUGUGCAAGGGAUCGACCAGGUUAACUUCUACAAACUCCAAACAUACCUUAACGAGAGCAAGCUGGCGCGCAAAGUGGAAGGCUACGCCGUGCAUAAGGAGGCCAACGAGCAGGAGAAGAGCAAGCUAACGAACAAACCUGGGGGAGCCAAGGUUCUCCAGCCAACAACUACCAUACCCGUUCUGACGCACAUCCAGGGCUUCUUAUUAGCCUUGACAAAUCCUUCUGCGGAGGGAAAGAUCUUCCACGGCAAGACCGAGGAUAAGAACGAUCCGUGUCUCAGGUACAUGCUGUUGGAUCCAGCUCACCAUUUCCAGGAGAUCGUGGAGGAGGCUAGAGCAGUAAUACUAGCCGGUGGAACAAUGGAACCGGUAUCAUAACAAGUUUUUUCAAAUACCUUUAUAGAUGCGGAUUCUAAUUGGUACCAGAUGAGCGACUACAUAAACCAUCUUUUCCCUUACCUACCCAAGGAAAAGAUACGCACGUUAUCAUGCGGACAUGUAAUUCCGGAGGAGAACCUAACUGCAUUACCAAUAACUAAAGGACCGGGUGGAAGGGAGUUUGAGUUCACCUUCGAGAAGAGAAUGCAGCCUGCUAUGGUUCGUUCUCUUACAAUUCAACUGCUGUUCCUCUCGUCCCCUAAUGGUUUUACAGAUUGAGGAGCUGGGUAGAGCCAUAGUAAACCUCUGUCAAGUGAUCCCGCAUGGGGUCGUUUGCUUCUUUCCCAGUUAUGCAUAUUUGGAAUUUGUUGCUUCCCAAUGGCGCAAGAAGCCCACCUCCUCGUCCAACACUGUCGCCAAAUCCCUCUGGGAGCGUCUCGAAGAUCGAAAAACGGUAGCCUAUUCUUUACCCCCCUCUGACACAUUGCUAAUGCCGCAACUCAAACCUAUAGGUCUUCCGGGAGUCUAGUGAGGGAAGCAGUGUCGAAGAAGUGCUCCGAGAGUAUGCGCAAGCGAUAGACAGCGGCAAAGGAGGCCUCCUUCUGUCAGUUGUUGGCGGGAAGAUGUCGGAAGGGAUAAACUUCAACGACAAGUAAGGUCUCGCACAGAUCACUCAGAGCGUUGCAAGACUGACCAGGAACAAUAUAUAAACCAGCCUUGGCCGUGGGAUAAUCAUGGUCGGCUUGCCCUUCCCCAACAGCAAUACCGCCGAGUGGCAGGCAAAGCUGGAACAUGUAGAAAAGGUGGCCCGGGAUUCCCACUGCGGAGUUCCCACGGAUCUACCGUCCUCGCCGCCGUCCGAAACUGCAGUGCGCAAUGCCUUUGCGAAGGCGGCUGGUAGGGAGUUCUACGAGAACGCUUGCAUGAGGGCCGUCAACCAGAGUAUUGGCAGGGCUAUCAGACACAGAGAGGAUUACGCCGUAAUCGCGCUCAUCGACAGAAGGUAUUCCACUGAGAGGAUAGCUUCGAAGCUUCCUAAGUGGAUUCAGAAUGGCUUCGUGCGGGGUCCCGUGGAUAAGGUGUUUGGGGAAGUUAUGGCAAUCACUGGUAAAUUCUUUAGGGCGAAAAAUGCGCAGCGAAACAUUGGGGAGCACGAGCGAGUGGGAUUUCGUAGGUUACAUUAAACUUUAGAGUUAAACGCUGCGGACGAGAUUAGUCUUCAUUGGCCGUUUGACCUUGGUGCAGUCAGAAUGGCGCGCUUCAAUACUGAUGCAAUACCCGCCUAG
Molecule: messenger RNA, 3517 nt
Organism: Tuber aestivum (summer truffle)
Lineage: Eukaryota; Fungi; Ascomycota; Pezizomycetes; Pezizales; Tuberaceae
Source: the annotation of a GenBank genome assembly